UAAGCUACCAGCGUCGACGGUGAUACGGAUCAGUAGCCACAGUUCACGAGGCGGCUGUGCACAACAGCCGAGUGUGCAAUCGAUGGCGGCGAAGUGUCGUUUCACUGAGUAGGCCAAGUGUGUUGUGUUUGUUUUGAUCGCAAAAUCGACUUCAAACCGGGCUUGUUUUGAGACCUCAGUGAUUAGUGUGGUAUCACCACGUAUUAUGUCGACUGCCGGGAAAAACAGGUGCUAGAUCUAGGACACAGUAGCCAUGGAGGCAGCGGCAGAAGAUUCUGGAAUCUUGUCAGGCGUGACGUUGUACCUGAUACUGGGAGCCUUCACUGCUGGCGUCUACGUCAUCUAUAACGCUCUGACGUCACAAGAAAGCUGGGAGAAAUAUGGCGUCAAGCAGGCCAAGAUGGGAUUGGUUAAUUUAGCGGAUGGGUUCGCCAAACUGUUUGAGGACCAAGGCGACACAUUCGGCAUCAGCCACGGUCACAUGUUGCUGGUGACCAGAGAUCUGGCACUACUCAGGGAAAUCAUGGUCAAAGACUUCAGCAACUUUGGCGACCGUCUGGGGCUAAUUAACACGCGCUCCGUCAUCGCCAAGGGACUUUUCUUUCUCACGGGUCACGAUUGGAAGCGGAUCAGGCAGAUUGUGUCCCCUUCGUUCAGCACCAGUAAGCUAAAACACAUGUCCAAGACAGUGGAAGAACGAGCCAUCAAGCUGACCCAGGUGCUAGAAGACUAUGCCAGACAAGGGAAACUCCUCCCCGUCAAGGACAUCGCUGGUCAGUACACGAGUGAGAUCAUCGCCAGGACAGCGUUUGGGUUCAACACCCACAGUCUGGGGGGUCCGGACGAUGAGUUCACCUCCUAUAGUAAAAACAUGAUCAAAGACAGAGGCAGCAUCAUGUCUAAGUUGAUGCUUGUCUUCUUAAGAUUUGAUGCCUUCCACAAGUUUUGUGUCAAGACACUAAAGAUCAAAGUUCUGGAUGGGUUUCGAGAAGAUGCUGAAGUGUAUUUUAAAACAAUUUUGAAAAGAUCCCUGGAAGAAAGGAAAGAGAUGGAGAUGAAGGGAGAGAAGGUGCCACAAGAUUUCCUGCAGAGUUUGAUCCAGGCUAAAGCAGCUGGGGACAGGGGGGAACUGGUUGAAAACACUGACGACAUUGACGAUGAAAUGUCGCGAAACAGCGUUGGCUUUGACAAACAACCAAAGACAAUGUCCACCGAGGAGCUGAUGGGUCAGUCCGUGUUGGUCAUAUUUGCUGGGUUUGAGACCACGUCAACAGCCCUACAGAUGUGCUUGUAUCUGUUAGCCAAACAUAAGGAUAUCCAGGAUAAAAUGUAUGACGAGAUUGAAAGAGUAGUACAGGGGGAAACGCCCACCUAUGAAGAGCUGCAUCAGUUGACCUACAUAGAGCAGGUGAUCAACGAGACCUUGAGGCUGUAUCCCCCCGCCCCCAUCAUGUCCAGAAGAGCUGCUCACACCAAAACUUACGGACACGUCACCAUCCCUAAGGGGGCGGGGGUCAUCAUUCCAAUAUUCGCUGUUCUCACCGACCCCAAGCAUUACCCCGACCCCGAAAAAUUCGACCCCGAGAGAUUUAGUGAAGAAAACAAAGCCAAACGUGACCCCAUGGCCUUCAUGCCUUUCGGAUAUGGCCCCAGGAUUUGUAUUGGGAUGAGACUUGCCUUACUGGAAAUGAAAAUUGCCCUGGCCACACUUCUCAGAAAGGUUAGAGUCGAGCUAAGCGAGGAGACGGAACCUAAGAAGGGUGAAGAUGUUGUGGUGAGGGCAGAGGCUAUUAUGAAAACAGAAAAACCCGUUAAACUGGCCGUCAAGUUGAGGUCAGAAUGACCUUAAUAUGAACUGAACUUUGAUAUUUCAUACAUUUUUCUAACAUAAAAAAAAAAAUGAUUAACCAAAUAUUGAGAUUGAGGCACGAUUAGUUCCAAAUAGGCAUUUUUAU
Messenger RNA from Physella acuta, 1955 nucleotides. Its product is annotated as cytochrome P450 3A24. The record is from RefSeq and is a predicted model, not a curated record. Gene Ontology annotation, molecular function: oxidoreductase activity, acting on paired donors, with incorporation or reduction of molecular oxygen; iron ion binding; heme binding. Lineage: Eukaryota; Metazoa; Mollusca; Gastropoda; Physidae.